GAGUAUUCACCUGGAGAGGACAUAUAAAUCAGUCAAUCAACUUGUGAGAAUCAAUGUUUACUACUGUUUUUGUGAUUUAAUGAAAGUUUGGAAAUUUGAUGUCCUACAACUUGAGUGUUAAGACAAUGAGGAUAUGAUUCAGUGUGUCAAGCUAUGGAAAUAAUAUCUGACAUUGAUCACAAUAACAAACUACUUCAUAGGAUUUCCUGUGAUUUUAACAAUAUAAAUCACAAUGACGUUGGACCGCGACACCCGGCCUGAUUACACGGACGAGACGAUGACAUCCCAGGCUGCUUCAUAUGCGCUCCAAGUCCUGCAGCGGGAUGAGCCCAUUAACAGUAGAAAUAGUCCCAGCACACUCAAUGUCCUCACCAACAGCUCUGACUUUGAGUUUACUAAUAGUAUGCUCCAGUUGGAGCAUGACAUAGAUCAGCUGAGCCUCACAGAAAAAUCCUCUUCAUCGUCCUCGACACCUUCUCCCACCGAAGCACACUCUGCCCCUGUCACACCUUCCCAUCAUGCUGCCAAUAAACGACAGGAGGAUGAACUAGAGGUUGGUUACCGUGACGCAGCCCAGAGAGGAUUUUUUGAGGGUCUGCUAGGCUGUCUACGACCAGUUUGGUCCAUGAUUGGAAAAGCAGCACAGAAUGAACUUAAACAGCAAGAUGACUGGGAGAUCCCUUUUGAGAACAUCACUGACCUUCAGUGGCUAGGAAGUGGUGCUCAGGGUGCAGUCUUUCUGGGAAAACUUAAUGGCGAAGAAGUGGCAGUGAAGAAAGUACGUGAUGUUAAAGAGACUGACAUCAAAAACCUCCGUAAACUUAACCACCCGAACAUCAUCACGUUCAAAGGUAUAUGCACUCAGGCACCAUGUUACUGUAUAAUCAUGGAGUAUUGUCCCUAUGGCCAACUUUACGAGAUUCUCAGGGACGGAAAGGAGAUACCACCACAGUUGGUCCUAGACUGGACCAAACAGAUCGCCAGUGGCAUGAACUAUCUCCACAAUCACAAAAUUAUACACAGGGACCUCAAAUCACCAAAUGUUUUGGUGGCAAAAAAUGAUGUGGUUAAAAUCUCUGAUUUUGGGACGAGUCGGACCUGGAACGAGAAGAGCACCAAAAUGUCAUUUGCAGGAACUGUAGCAUGGAUGGCUCCCGAGGUGAUCCGAAAUGAACCUUGCUCUGAGAAAGUAGAUAUCUGGUCAUUUGGUGUUGUGCUGUGGGAACUCCUGUCUGCAGAGAUUCCAUACAAAGAUGUUGACUCCUCAGCCAUCAUUUGGGGUGUAGGUAGUAAUAGUUUACACCUGCCUGUCCCCACUACCUGUCCAGAGGGCUUCAAGUUACUGAUGAGACAAUGCUGGAGUGCCAAAACCAGGAAUCGACCAUCAUUCCGUCAGGUUCUCAUGCAUCUGGAGAUUGCAUCUCCUGAACUACUGAGUUAUUCCCAUGAUGACUUCAAGAUGUCACAGGCAUCCUGGAAAGAAGAGAUUGCUCAGCAACUCCAAUUGAUUCGUUGUGAGGGGUCUCACAUGCCCCACCUUGAGGAGGAACUGGUCAAGCGAAGGAGGGAGGAGCUACGACAUGCCCAGGAUGUACGAGAACACUACGAGAGGAAGCUGGAGAGGGCUAACAAUCUGUACAUGGAACUCACAGCCUGUAUGCUGCAACUUGAAAAACGAGAAAGGGAACUCAUCAAGCGUGAACAACAACUGGCUAUGUACACCAAGAAAAGGAAGAGUAUUGUUCGUCCAGUGAUCCGUGCCCAGGAGCGGAUAGAGAGACUCAGCAAGAAGCGCAUGUACAAGUCUGGUUCAGAGGUCACAAGCCCCGACAACCCUAACAUGGACAGCAGUAUGACGACAAGCUCUGAGGUAGUUCUUCCAUCGCCAACUAAGCAGAGGAUGAGGAAAAGUCGGCAUCGUCGUACAAACAGUAAAGGAUCUUUGAGUAACAUAAUGGGAAGCCCAGCCAAGAGUCCCAUUAGAGAUGUACUAAACGAUGAACUCCAGGGGAAGUCCGUUGCCCUGCGACGCCUUGAGCAUGCUCCUCUGGCCUCAUCGCGAUUUCCUUAUCAAGGGCCAGGCAUGGCAAUACCAGAGCAAGCUAUCCUACGGAGUCAUGAAAAUAAGCCAACAGAAAAUGUGAGAAAUGAGAAGAAUUUGAAUGAUGUUUGUUUUGGUUGUGAUGGAGAAUGUACAGACAAUUCAUGCCCUAGCAGUAAGCGGUCUAGCCGAGCCAGUGCAGACGUAGAAAGUAAUUUGGGGGACUCCAUUGGGGGCUCCCCAUGUCGGAGCCCCUCCCAAGCCCUCUACGAUUUAGUGGAGAACCAAAACAAUGAAAUCAAAACAACUACCAGAGAGAAAGACUCUAAUGAAAAUUUAAAUUGUCCUAUAGACUCUACUAAUUUAACCACGAACACUUCAAUUGAGUGCACAUGUACAUGUACAACAAGCACUGCUAUACCUGUGAUAGAUGCUAAUUCCAUUACUAACCAGACUGUGACUCGCACAACAAGUGAACCACAGCUAUCGCCAAAACGGCCACAUAUCGCACAACGGAUGAGCAGUUUAGAUUCCAGUGAUUCUAUAAACAUUCCCCGACAUCGGCAUGAGCACCGCCCAAACCGACCGAGAAAGAAUUCUGAUGACUCCUGGUCUUCAGAGGAAGGUGAAGUAAGCGAGGACGACAAAAGGAGAUCUCGCAACAGGCGGUCAUACUGUUCUACGAUCAGUUCAGAGGGAAUCCUAUCAGAGGAGGAGAAUACGAGUGAACACUCUGCUCAGGAUACUCCAGACGGACUUCUGUCCACCAACAGCUCUGAGAAUCUCCAGAUGGAGCUGGCUAACUGUGCUGUGAUAUCUGACGGACUCUCUGACAAGGAACUUACAGUCAGGAAGAUACGCAACCAGGUGUCUGCUUCUCCAGACCGUGUAUUUGAGCAUCCUGAUACAAGUUCUGAUUCUGAUGAAUGUUCCGACAUCACUGUCUCAACUACCGUACACAGGACACGAUCACUUGAAACCAGCGGAUGGUGAUAUGUGAAACCAAGUUAUAGUGACAUGUGAAACCAGUGGAGGUGAUAUGUGAAAGAAAUUCACAUGUAAGGGGAGACAACUAUUUAUGAUUCCAUCAUUAUAUAGAGAAAAUAAAAUCUAUGAACUUUUCCUUGAUAGACAAAAACAGUUUCCAUCAAGUUUCCUUAGGUGACAUGGAUUUACAUGACUUUAUCCCUUUUUAAUGGAUACUGAGUUACAUCAUGGCUUUUAAAGACAGUUGACUCUGCAGUGAAAGCCUGUAUUAAAUUAUUAUGUGAACUGACAAAUUCAAAGGGAGACAACUGAGGUGACUUUAUGUUGUUAAUGAUGUGUAACUCCUUUUAGUUCAAGAGGAGGAAAGGUUCUGUAAUGAAUGAACAGGUUACUAAUGACAAUCUCCCAAAAACUAAAUUUAGAGAGAUAACUGUUGAGUAUUGUGAUACUAGAAUAUUUGAUUUAAUGUACAACAGAUUAUUUAUAACCAUUCUGCCCCUCCCAAAUAUCUUCAUUAGACUUGUCCAGUUGUUAGAUAUCAAACAGCCCAUGUUGGAAUCUCAGGGAUGGCAGGGUGAUUGUACAUUCUUUGAUAGGUCAGAUGUUACAAAAUAAUGAACAGGGCAAUGUAAUUUGAAAUAAACAUUUUUAUCUAGAAUAUUUGUCCCGUAAUGUUCAGAUCAUUAAAGUCACACCAACAUUUCCUCAUCAUAUUAUCAGUAAGAAUAUAUUUCUUUUAAUAAGUUUAUUUUAUUUUUCCACAAAAACAUCGUUUCUGCUUGAAUGUAUAUGUUGAUUUAUUGUGCGGUUAACAUUUUUUCUUGAUCUGCAUACAGACUACAAUAAACUUUGGCCCAUACAAUACCAGGACAGAUCCAUUAUAUAUAAAUGGGUUAAGAUACAAUACCAGGACAGAUCCAUUAUAUAAAUGGGUUAAGAUACAAUACCAGGACAGAUCCAUUAUAUAAAUGGGUUAAGAUACAAUACCAGGACAGAUCCGUUAUAUAAAUGGGUUAAGAUAAAAUACCAGGACAGAUCCAUUAUAUAUAAAUGGGUUAAGAUCGAUGAAUUGUCCUGUUUUAGUGGCAUGGUCAACUUGGUUUUCCUUUAUUGAAUAUCAGCAGUGUUAUCAAAUCACUUUGGCGCCAAAAGACUUUACUUUGUAUAAAUUGUAUGACUAUAGGAAAAAGAUCGAAUAACCUUUGCCAUAUGGCAGAGUCUAUUCCAUCAUUCAUUUUUGUCUUGCCUUUGAAAAGAUCACAUAGUGGAAUUUAUGGUCCAGUGACUCACAUAGUGGAAUUUAUGGUCCAGUGACUCUGGAGAUUAAGGAUGCUGGAAAUCUGGAAUUUUUAGCUCACUGUUGUUUUGACAUCACAACACACCCUACAGCUUACAUGAAUUUAACAAUUUGGCUGUAUUUUUGGGUUAAAAACCUUCGAUUUUGAAAAAUUUAUACGAAAUCAUUAUUCUUUUUCCUAUUGCUUAAUAAAUUAGUUUAUAGCCAAAUUGGAAUUAAUUAUAUCACAUAGCAGAUGUAUUUCCCUCUCACUUUUCAGAAAGAGUGAUUUUUGGGACAAAAAUGACAUAUUUCAGUGAAUUUUGAGAAUUAGCAUUUUACAAUAUUUAAUAUUUGUUUUGCAGUGCAUCAGUAUUUACACUUGUCUAUAAUGUAUUCAGAGUUAAUUCUCCCAUACUAUAAUGUAUACAGAGUUCUCCCAUACUAUUAUGUGGAGGUUUUUGGGUUGUUUUUGGAUAAAGAUACUGAAAUUUUAUUGAGUUUACAAUAUGUUUAUUGACACAGCAGGACAGAUGAGACAUACAAUUAUGUUGUAAUUCUUGUUGAUCUAACAUUUUACUGUGCCUCCAAAUAUUGUAUACAGUAUUCAAACUGGUUGAUAAAAUUUUAAAUAUACAUGUACUGCUGGUAAUUUUGCAUACUGAAAGGCAACUUUUAUGGAGUUGUAUGCUCUUAAUAAGUAUCUUAAACUUAGAAAUGUGUAUAAAAGCAUUGAAUCAGAUCCCUUUCCAUGCUACCAAAAACCUUGUCACAUGCUAAGCUAAUUAGUAAGUAUGACCCUGUUUUGACACAACCUAACUGGUAGAAAGAUGUCAGGUUUGGUCAACUAAUCAAAAUACUGUAGUCCAAAAUAUCAACCUCAGCAUACAAGCCAUUAGGUAAGUGAUAUCUGAUUAUUGUACAUUAAUUGGUUGUUAACAUACUCUCAAUUAGUCCAAUAUUACCAUUUAUGUGUCUUUUAGUUUAUGUUCUAAAAAUGUAUUGUUUGCAUUGUAACAUCAUUUUGUUCUUUGUAGCUUUGGAAGAUUUAAUAUUUUUCUAAAUGGCCUUAUUUUGAGAUAUAGGAAAAUUUUAUAAUUUGAUGAUUUUAAUUUUGUUACAACUUUCAUAGUUUUUCAACAUAUCCUUAUAUCUAUAAAAGGUUGGCAAUUUUUUUUAAAUGUUUCAAUAUGUUAAGUCUAAUACCAUGCCCCUUAUGUAUUGAAAGAGUUUUGAAAAUAAUUAUUCUGAAGCAAUUGAAAUAUUAGCUUCAUGUUUAUGUCCACUCCUAAUAGCAACUCCUCAUUGAUGUAUAGCUAUUUUUGGUGAUAAUGUUUUAUUUGAUCUCAUGCUUAUUUUUUCAUAAUUUUUUUUUCAGUAUAUUUUGUUUUUUGUUUUUUGGUUUGAUUUAUUAUAUAGUUAUUUCACAUAUUCAAACUGAUGAUAUCUUAAUUGACAAUAAUGUCACAGUGUUGUACCAGUUACGUCCUCAUCAAUGUAUCCUUCCUGUGAGUAGGAUUAAUUCUGAUGGGAUUAUUUGUCCUUUGUUUUUGGUGCAAUUAGAAUUGUUAUUCAAUUAAAAAAUAAAUCAGUUUCUUUAUCAAUA
Messenger RNA from Pecten maximus, 5910 nucleotides. RefSeq names its product mitogen-activated protein kinase kinase kinase 13-A-like. Gene Ontology annotation, molecular function: ATP binding; JUN kinase kinase kinase activity. Gene Ontology annotation, biological process: JNK cascade; protein autophosphorylation. The transcript has 14 exons. Bases 233 to 3034 code for a protein of 933 amino acids. The record is from RefSeq and is a predicted model, not a curated record. Lineage: Eukaryota; Metazoa; Mollusca; Bivalvia; Pectinida; Pectinidae.